Molecule: messenger RNA, 669 nt
Organism: Paramecium tetraurelia
Lineage: Eukaryota; Ciliophora; Oligohymenophorea; Peniculida; Parameciidae
Exons: 5
Molecular function (GO): metal ion binding; mRNA binding
Source: RefSeq, a predicted model, not a curated record
AUGUAAGCCAAUCAAGUUCAAUUUCCCAACCAAAAGUACAAAACGCAGCUUUGCAGACACUUCAUAACAAAUGGAAAUUGUGCUUUAGGAGCAAGAUGUUAAUUUGCUCAUGGAAGACAGGAGCUUAGAGCAAAUGCUAAUGGAUUUUAGCCCAAUUCUGAAUUCAUUAUGCAUUAGAAUCCUCAAGUAGCUCCACCCCUCAAGGUGUAACCAAUUAAUCCCAUGAUUGCGAAUUAUAAGACAUAAUUAUGCAAGCACUUCAACCCAUAAACAGGAUAAUGCAAAAAUGGAGCUACUUGCACUUUUGCUCAUGGGGAAUAGGAACUUAAUUAAAUGAAUCCCUAUUUCCAAAAUCAAUAUAUGCUUAUGCAGCAACAAAUCAAAUAGCAAAACUAAGCUUAGAUAUAAGCUGAGCUCACAUAAUAAAUAUUAAUUAUGAUUCUGUCAAACAUGGAACAUAUUUUUCCAGGCUAACAAGACAUCAUAAACGUGUUGAAAUAGGGCCAAGAAAAAGCCAAGUAGGGUGAUAAUUAAGGAGCAAGCGAAAUUAUUAAAUUGAUUAUUCAUGAUGAGCAGAGAACCAAGGAGGAGAAAUAAUAAUAUCAAUAAAUUUACAACAACGCACAAAGACAUUAUGAUUCAAAAUUAAAAGAGUACUUAAACCAAUGA